Messenger RNA from Polychytrium aggregatum, 1263 nucleotides. Its product is annotated as P-loop containing nucleoside triphosphate hydrolase protein. Gene Ontology annotation, molecular function: microtubule binding; ATP hydrolysis activity; ATP binding. The annotation marks the transcript as partial. Gene Ontology annotation, biological process: microtubule-based movement. The transcript is spliced from 3 exons. NCBI's taxonomy places the organism in Eukaryota, Fungi, Chytridiomycota, Chytridiomycetes, Polychytriales. The record is from RefSeq and is a predicted model, not a curated record. Gene Ontology annotation, cellular component: microtubule; kinesin complex; spindle.
GACAUCUCCGUCUAUGUCCGCGCUCGUCCGCUCCUUCCGCAUGAACUCGAACGCGGGCUGGCGGCCUCGGUGUUCGCCGAGGAUCGAACUGCGUCCGUCCAUGUCCCACAGACCACCGUCAGAGGAGAGUCGUCCGUUCAGGUCCAAGAGUUCAAGGCCGACAACGUCUACGGUCCCGAUUCUUGCAACGAUACCAUCUACGAGCAGGCCGUUCGGAAGCUGGUGGGCUUUGCGCUCAAGGGCGGACUGGCCACCGUCUUUGCCUAUGGACAAACAGGCUCCGGAAAGACAUUCACUCUCACGGCCUUUGAGGCCAGUGUCAGCAAGGAUCUCUUCGACCUCGAGCUCCUCCAACAGUGGAUCCCGGGGGCCUCGCACGACGAUUUUGAAAUCCACCUCUCGUUCUUUGAGAUCCUCGGCAAGAAUGCCGUUGACCUGCUUAGCGAGCGUGCACCCGUCAAGAUCCUCGAGGACCACUUCCGGGCUAUCCAGGUUCUUGGGGCGCGCGAGGUUCACGUCCGAUCCACCAACGAGCUCCAGCAACUGAUCCAGAGCGCCGUUCAGCUCCGGCGAACGGAGGAAACGAGCAAGAAUGCGACGUCGUCCCGGUCGCAUGCCAUUUGCCGCCUCCGCAUUGUCAACAAAUCGGUCUCAGAGGCCGAGGACGGCGUGUUGUAUCUGAUUGAUCUUGCCGGCUCCGAGUCCCAUGGCGACUCGAAAUACCACGACAAGGAGCGCAUGAAGGAGACCCGCGAGAUCAACACGAGUCUGUCGGUGCUGAAGGACUGCAUCCGCAACCGGGUUCUGGCCAUCUACUCGGACAAGUUCGUGCAUAUCCCCUACCGCAACUCCAAGAUCACGCACCUGCUCAAGGACACCUUUGAGAUAUCGUCAAUGCGAGCGACUCAGACAGUCGUGUUUGCCAAUGUCUCGCCGAGCUCCGACGAUGUGUCUCAGACCGUCAACACCCUGCGCUAUGUCGGUGCCUUGCGCAUCCCGGUUCCCAAGCUGCAGCCGGCCCCCAACCCCGCGGAUCCGUCGACGUGGUCGAACGCGACCCUCUCCCAGUGGGUCCGGGAGAAGUCGCCAAAGUCGCUGGUGCGGCCUGAGAUCCUGUGCCCAACCGAGUCAGGCCGACAGCUCCUGCGUGUCCCCGAGUCGGAAUUCAUCCAGAGAUGCAAGCAAUGCGAUCCCAAAAUUACCGAUCGCGCGGCGCAUCUGUUCUACAUCGAAUUGUGGAAGUUGAUGGUCGAUGCCCGAACC